Molecule: messenger RNA, 951 nt
Organism: Aspergillus niger
Lineage: Eukaryota; Fungi; Ascomycota; Eurotiomycetes; Eurotiales; Aspergillaceae
Exons: 2
Coding region: 1-951 (316 amino acids)
Molecular function (GO): protein dimerization activity
Source: RefSeq, a predicted model, not a curated record
AUGGCAUACCCCAGGCCCGAUUCCUUCUCGCUCGACGACGAGCGGAUGUACAGCAUGAGCCAUCCGAGCCCACUCACUCGUCCCAACGAUACCUUCGCCAAGGGUCCCGAUCCUCUGUCGGCUAACUGGAGCUACGACAAUGCCAUCGAUCUCUUCUCCCUCAACACCAUGAUGCCGGAGACUUUCCCCUUGGAGAUGUCCAACGAGAUGAUGAACUUGGACCCUAAGGACUUUCCCGCCGACUUCUUCGCCCCACCCCCAGAUAUCAGUGCGUUCACCAUCUCCAACCACUCGGGUGAGGAUGCUGCCUCCUGCGGCUCUCUCUCUUCGGACCUGGACAGUGACGACCAAUCAUGGUCUCCCACCUGCCGUGUCUCUCCCCUUGAGCCUAUCCACAUGGAGCUGCCCAAGCCUGCUGCUCGCACUUCCAGAACAUCUACCCGUCGCAAGACUGCGUCUCAACCGAAGCCCCGCGAGGUUACGGCGACAAGGUGGUCGUCCAGUCCGGAAAUUACACCUCAGGACUACCCCGCCACCAGUGUCUCACCCCCGCCCGCCCCCUCCUCCCCUGCUGCCAACAACACCGCCCGCAAGACCACCCGUAGUCUCUCCAGCGACUCCAACGCCAGCACGGGUCAGGCCCAGACCACCACCGGCCGCAAUGCGGCGAAGCGGGCGGCGCACAACAUCAUCGAGAAGCGGUACCGCACGAACAUGAACGCCAAGUUCGUUGCCUUGGAGAAGGCGAUGUGCGGCGGAGUCCAGAAGCCCACCAAGGGGGGCUCGGCGUCGCUGAAGAAGUCGGAGAUCCUGACCAAUGCCAUCACCUUCAUGCAAGAAUUGCAGGAGGAAAACAAGGUGCUCCAGAAGGAGCUUGCCAUGCUCAAACAAAGCAUGGUCCCGAACGGGAUGUGGCGACAUAGCAAGGGGAGUGAGGCGUUUCACGCUUAA